Molecule: messenger RNA, 615 nt
Organism: Candidula unifasciata
Lineage: Eukaryota; Metazoa; Mollusca; Gastropoda; Stylommatophora; Geomitridae
Source: the annotation of a GenBank genome assembly
AUGGCGAGCGUUACUUUAGUCGCUGGACUGGUGUCCUCUAUGUUUGGCUUAUUUUGUGUGGUCUUCGGCCUAGGCAGUUCCCAGUGGUUCAGAGUUCGGGCUCCGUAUUUUCAGAAUGAUAUUGGACUAAUGAGACACUGCGAUGUUGUCACGUCGUAUUGUGGGGACAUGGAACAUCUCAGCUCCAUAGUGGAGGCCGAUUACUCGGCCUGGUUCAGAUCUGUACAGACGAUGUACCUGCUGCACUGUGUGGGGAUGCUGGUGUCCUUGGUUACGUACAUCCUUUACCUGGUCCGUUUCCUCGACUACAAGGGAAGCUUCCGAUUUCUGACAUUGCUCAACUUUCUUACAUUGGCGGCAGGUAUUUAUGCAGUAACCUUCUUUGACCUAAACGCCAAGAAGUUUUUUGGCGUCACAAGCCCCAUACUGCCAGCGGACUGUUCUACUCUAGGCUACGCAUUUUACAUGGCCAUUGUCGGUUGCUGCUUCUCGUUCCUGGUCUUGUUUGUUAGCGCUGCUGAGGCUGUGCAGGCUGUGGAACUCCUGCGAAACAUGCAGAAUCGUCUGACCAUCUGGACAACACCCUACACCCUGUUUGUGGACCAGGAAGUCUAA